GUUCGCUUUUAAUAAAAAUCUUGAUUAUUAGAUUUUCUUAAUCCAGUUAUCCAAAAUAUCAUAAAUGUAUUCUUAAUCCUCCUAUGAUUUCAAAAUAUGGAUAACUGCAUUCUAUACUAUUAAGCAUAUUCAAAGCUGAUUAAAUUGUAACUGCCCUCCAUAAAUAUUCAACAAAUGCUAAAAAUUAUUUCAUGUAUCUUCUCAAAUGAAUACUAUACAUAACUUUCACGCUACCUUUGUAAUUUUUAUAGUUAACAUUUCUAAUAGGCAAAAUUACAGACAAAUAUAUAUAAUCCAUAUUACAAUAAAUAUAAGACUUGAUGCUUAUCUUUAACAAACCCAUUGUUUUAGAAUAUUCAGAAGUAAACUUAUCCUUUCAACAUUCUUAUUUUGUUUUAUUCCUCAAAAGCUACGUUAUAAAUUAAGGAAUUAAAUUUUAUUGUAUAACUUUUUUCAAAUGUACAAAUAUAAUUAAUGAAUUCUUUUUUUUAUAUUAGCAAAUCAUGCGAGCAACUAUCGUCAUUGUUUUGGCUUUCGCCACGGGGAUUGUUAUAGCCACAUCUAGAAAUCGUAAUUAUUCUCAUUUCGUAAAACAUCCUGCAAAACCACGAGUAAUUCGAGGCUUUAAACCUGAAUACAUAUCUACGGCAUAUGGUUUCGGGAAGAGGCAAAGUAUUAUUGAUAUUCCAAAAAUUAAUAGACAGGAACGAAUUUUAUCUACAUUUCUACGCUAUUUCCCACAAAGAAUACCUGUAGAAUGGUUAUUUCAACAGAUAAAGACAAACCCAAAUUUUGCUACGAAAUUAACACAAGUGUUAAUGGAUGAACGUACUAAUUUCAUAUCAAUGAUGGAUCGCUCUAAUCCAGAAAAAAUAACUUGGCUGUAUUAAAUCAUUCAUUGUAUGAUCAAAUAAUAUAUACAAUUUCUAGCUAUAACCUUUUAGUUUAAUAAAUCUGCG
Molecule: messenger RNA, 959 nt
Organism: Heterotrigona itama
Lineage: Eukaryota; Metazoa; Arthropoda; Insecta; Hymenoptera; Apidae
Source: the annotation of a GenBank genome assembly